AUCAGCAGUGGUAUAACUUUCGUUUACUAAAGCAAACCGAAGAAAUGUUUUGACUUAUUAAAUAUCAUAAUUCGAAGUUUUUAAUGAACAAAAUAAAGCUGAUAACUAAUCACUAUGAAUCCGUAUAAGGAUUUGGAAGAUAAUUCAUUUUCUGCUGCUCCUCAUCUGGCUUACGAGGAUAUAGCAACUAAAUUGUUAAAAGAUCACUUCUUCUUGACGGCGUUAGAACUUCAUACGGAGUUGGUUGAAAGUGGGAAAGAACUUCCGCAGUUACGAGAAUUUUUUUCGAACCCUGGAAAUUUUGAACAACAUGUUUCAAGAGCAUCAGAAAUGAUUUCCAUGCAUCGUACACCUAGCAUAGCAACACUAGAUUCCCUGGAUACAGCAAGAUAUUCAGAGGAUGGAGGGGGUGAUAGAGCAGGAAGUGGUGGUGAUAUAGCUGUUCUAGAGUUUGAGUUACGGAAAGCAAAAGAAACCAUCAACUCCCUGAGAGCAAACCUUACUCAGUUUGCUGAUGGGGAGUCAACUUUAGAUAAAAGUGUAAAAGAUAACUUUAAUCAAAAAUCACUUAAGCCACAUGAAAGAAGGGCUCUUAAUUUUUUGAUAAAUGAAUACUUGUUACUUCAAGAUUACAAAUUGACAAGUAUAACAUUUUCAGACGAAAAUCCUGAUCAGGAAUUUGAAGAUUGGGAUGAUGUUGGUCUAAACAUGCCCAGGCCACCUGGUUUAAUACCUUUAUUUAGGGGCAGUAAUACUAUAUUGAAUCCACCUAAGUGUGAUGCUGCCACACAGUAUGACAGUGAUUAUUUUUCUGAUGCUGAGUGUCAGACAGAAGGCGAUGAUAAUAUUUGUGUUAGUUGUCAGACCUCUUUUGAACACGAAACUGAUUUGAAUCAUGAGUUACUCAUACAAGCUGAAGAAAUAAAUCUUUUGAAGCAAAAAAUAAUCGCAUUAGAAACUGAAAAAUUAAAUUUUCAAAAAUUGUAUGACGCUGCUGUUGUGAGUCUUAAUUCGUUAACAAGUCCAAUGUCGGAGAAACAAAGUAUAGAACUUCAAAUUCCAAGUGAAAAGCUAAAUUUGAUAAGAGAACCUGAAGAUCAGAGACCCAUUACUUGUAUGGCAUCGGAGAACCAUUAUGGCAGCAGUAAUUCGACGCAUAGUGCUACGCCUGAUCAGUUUGAAAUGAUCGAAAAUGAAAAACAUUGUUCAUCGAUUAAGAAAGAAGGUUCUAAUACAAGUUCUUUCGAGCCAGCAUUGGUCGAUAACAGCGGGAGACCCACUCCAACCCGUAGAGGCAGCGUGAACACAUUGGAUGAUACGCUCAGUAUGAAUGAUGCAGAGUGGACGCGGCUGCAUUAUGAAUAUAAUGCUCUGGAUAGCUCAAAGGAAAUGUGGAUUGACAGCGCGAUUCCAAAUAGCUUAAAGGAGUCGUUAUUAAACUGGUGCAAUGAAUCCCUUGAAGUCAAUGAACCACUCUCGAACGAUCUUCUGACAGAUUUAGUGAACAAUGAGAAACCUGUGGUGUUGCCAGCGCUGUUGCAACUCGUUGCUGAUACAUUACCAAGGAUCCUACCGCACAUAUUAAUAGGCCGUCGGAGUGAGUCCGCUGCAUUAUUAUCUGCCGCGAUUAUUCUUCUGCCACCCGCAGAUACGCGAAGGGCGAAAUUGUUACAUACUCUUCUUACGCUAUUUAAAAAACCCGACCCGCCGGAUGCAAAGAUUAUAUGUGAAGCUACCUGCCUCAUAGUAAAAUGGGGUGGGAGCGGCGAAGUACUAUCGUCAAUAGCUGAACUUUUAGCCUCUAGAUCAACUGAACGUCGAGUUUUGGCAAGUCAAAUAUGCUUGGCCAUUGCCCCAUAUGUCCCUAUAGAACUCUGCACCUCUCUACUCCUGAGUUUAGUUGGACUUAUGUGCGAAUCGACUGAAAUCGAAAUACGAUCUUUGGGCUUAAAAUCAGCUUGCUUGAUCUGCCCUAUAGCAGAGCAUAAGUAUGGGCAGAUGGAGAAUAUUUUGUUCACUUUUCUAAGGGAUCCGGUGGAUUUAAUUGUUAAGGAUACAGUGAGGGUCUAUGUUCCGGUAUUGGCCAGGACUUCGCUUAUAGCUGGAAAAUUCACUUCGUCCCUAUAUUCCCGUACAAUUUCAAAUUUAGUGAAAUCUACAAAUGAUGGUGAAUGGAAAGAUGUCCUUCUAUACUUAAACAUACUAAGAUCCCUAGUGUUGGCGAAAUUAGUAUAUGUUAUUAACGUACAAAUAGUUAAAGAUAUAAUAAAAAUGGACUGUGAUAAUUUGCAAGAAGUAUUAUUGUGCGAGGAUAGCUUUAUGGAUGUACAGUGUUAUGCGAGUGAAAGAGAUGCAAAGACAUUGUUGGUGGCUGUGAACUCUCUCUUAAAAGAGAAUUCGGAUGUUAGAUGGACCGAGUUGGAGUGGUUUGUGAAUGCAGUGAAGCAAAUACUAGAAAUUAUGACAUCAAACAAAAUACUAAAUCAUGCGGCAGUUUAUGAAGAUUUAAUAAGUUUAUUUAGUAGUUACGUGUACAAUUUCGGCGUUCGCUUCACAAGUGAAAUAUUAAAGCCGAUAUUUUUUAAUACACUUAAUGAAUUGGAAAAUAAAUUGGAGAAAUUACAUACAAUAAAUGUUGACAGCUGUAUCGUUGUGGGAAUAUAUUUAGUUACAAUUUUACCUACGACAGAGAGUUCGCAACAAGAGGAAUUCUUGCAAAAGUGGGUCACCUACAGCAGCAUACGAAGUCUUCCAGCAAAAGUUCUAUCAAUACCGCUAAAAUGGCUGACCAAGCACCGGCCAGACGUUUUAGACUUUUAUUUGCAGUGCCUUCAAAAAUUUACAGCGACAUCUAGCGCAAGUAUUCGGAUUUUUACCGCGUCUCUUCUAAGUGAGCUUCUUAACACGAGUAACGUCAGUGACGCCUGCCUUGAAGCACGGAUGUUGCCAACAAUCACUGCGUUGCUAUAUGAUGAGGACACAUCAGUACGCGAAGCAGCAAUAACCGCAUGGGGAAGUGUCGCUAGGGGCUGCGUCGUUCGUGGGCUUUCAGAGUCUAGUGCGUCCAUACAUUCCCUCUGCUGGCCUCCGUUUGAAGAAUUGUUCAAUACUCGGCCCUUGACAAGUCGGGAAAGUGCGAAGGCGGCGGAAGCUUUAACACUCUUAGUACUGCCUACAGUGGAAAGUCAUGCAGUGUCGGAAAAAGCCGUAUCGCUACUCUGCGGUCUCUGCUAUCGGCAGCUAUCCGCCGAGUGUUUAUCCGCACUAACGCCAGGGUUACAACUCGCCGUGCACCACUGUUCGCAUCAUCCUGCAUUGUUACCGGCUUUACGAAAACUUGAAGAAACCGUCCAAUCACAAUCAUCGUUAAUGCAGUUCAAGCCCGCAAUAGAAGCCCUACUUCACGUGGUGAGUAAUGAACCAAUUCCUUCACCUCGUCCACCAUCGAACCUGCACACGGCACAGGAAGUGGGCAGGCGCAUGACGCAGAUGUUCCAGCAGUCGAAAACUAAUAUCAAUAUACCAAAUAUAUUCAAAAAGAAAACGUAGUGCGUUAUGUCAUUUUUGACAUCUGUCAACUUGACAUCUGUCAACGUUUGGUAAGAGUGAAUAGGAUUAUAUUUUUUUAAGAUGGAAAUGGAAUAUGUAUAAAGCUCUAAAUUUGCAUAACGUGAUAAGAGGGGUUACUCUGUAAAAUUUAAAUCGAUUGGAAAUUUACUGAAUGGUACGAACACUUGAUAAAAAUAAGGAAUUGGAACUCGAGUUGGAAGUUACGGGGUAAGCCUGCUGCUAGUAGUAUUUAGUUUAGGUUUGCAGCUAAACCCUAUACCUAAGAAGAGCUUAGAAAAAAAAUACCUAUAUUUUACUAAUUAACUAAAUAUAUGAAAUAUGGUAAAAUUAAUCACAAUUUAAAGCUAAGAAGAUUUUUAACUGUACUUGAAAUUAAUUAAUACUCCUUUUUAUUAAUUGUUUUUUUUUAAUUUGUCACAUUCCAAUGCAUGCAAAUUAAAGAUGUACUUAAAUUAGGAAUAUUAUAUUAUAGUACAAAUGCAAUACUUAAUAGUUUGUAAGUAUAUAAGAGUUAGUUUUGAUUGUUUUAUCUUGAAUUAAGUUUAAAAAACCGUUUAUUAAUGUGGAACCUUGUCAAAAUAAAAAUAACACGGCUUUAACGUAUUAAAGUUGUUUUUCUUAAUGAAAUGGCACAGAGGCUGAUUUUAUAUAUCAAUAAAAAAACUAAUUGCCUAAAUGCAGGAAUACAAGUGUCAAAAAUUAUUAAAAAAAAAUGAGUGUACACACGUAAGAGAAAUUUUUUAUGACUUUAUUUUUCGAAAAAUUACAAACAGACAUUAGUUAAAUAAAGUUGACAAAAGGCUUUUAUUAUCAUAGACAUUAAUACAAUUAUUUCUUACCUUAUUACUACUCAGGUCAUUACAGAAUUUCAUUAAUUGUAAUAGAAUUAUUUCUAUCAUUAUUAUCGUUAUUGUAUAGUAUUAUUCACUUCGAAUCAACCGUGGUAGGGACAAGAAAAAGAUGGCGCGUAACAAAAAAAAGUGACGCGUAACCGAAAAUGUGACGGCAAUUUAUUUUUCCACGGCCGAUAAAGAUGUUUUACUUCAAAAAAUUUUUUUUCGAAUUUUGACUUCGUUUUUUUGGUUGAUAUUUGUUUUUUAUUUGAAAAUAUAUUAGUGCUACCGGCAUUUUUUUAUAACGCGACUUAUCAGGGAAUACUAUCAUGGGGCUUCUAAACGGGCCAUGUUUUUCUGCAAUUGAUGGCUGCACUAUUGGCAAUUAAUUGUCCGGCCAUCACAAAAAUGUUUUAAUGCAGAUGAUGGCCGAGCAAUCUAUGGCCGGGCCAUGUGUUGCAAUAUGUCAGCAAUAGUAUGGCCCAUGAUGCAGACUCCUAAACGGGCCACACAUACCGGCAACAAUGGCUGAUGAAAUCACACUUGUCGCAGCAGCUUAUAUUAAUUUUAAAAGAACAGAAAAAGGAGAUUAAGGAUUCGACCUUAUUUAAAUAGGCGUGAAACUGUAGACAAUUUGAGUCUAGCAGUAAUAAGCCUUGAUAAUAAAUUAUUCAAUAACUUGGCUAGAAUUUCAAAAGGCGACUUUGACUUUCUCUUAAACAAAAUUGGACCAAAAAUAAAAAGAAAUGAUACAAACAUGAGAACAGCAAUACCUGUUUCAUCGCCAUCACGAGAUUUGCGAUAACUCUACGGUUUUUGGCAACAGGAGAUUCAUUUAAAAGUUUUAUGUACCUGUUCCGAGUGUUAGAUUUCAACUUUUAUACAAGAGGUGUGUACAGCUAUUAUAGAAGGAUUAAAAUAAUACAUCAAGAUGCCGUCAGGAGUAACAGAAUGGAAACAAGUUGCAAAAGAUUUCGAGGGAAGAAGUUCAAUUUAUCAAUCGAUAUAUAACAUACGUAAUACAGAGAUAUGUACAUUUAUAAUGACUAAAAUAUUUUAUUAAAGAUACUUACGUUAGAAGUUUUCAUUUUCACUAUGUAAUCCUAUAUUCGUGGUAUUUUGAGUAAAGAGAAACGAUAUCGCAUCUUAAGCAAACCACUUUACUGUUUUACCGCCAGCACUACCACUUUCCUUCUUUUUCUCCUCAUUAUUUGCGUAAGUUUUCAGCGAUUUCAUUCCAUGCAUCUUUUUUAGAAUUUCUAUCUUUUUAUGAGCCGGUUUUUAUAUCCCACAACUCGGGGUGCAAAUGUAUUUCUUCAAUAAAAUCAGUAAUUGUCUUGUUAGACCAGUAACUAUUUUUACGUAGUUGUCAAAAUCCAGCUGAUCGCAAAACACAGAAUAUAGCAACAGGCACACUUCACUCAUAGCAAACUUCAUGUCGCGUAGAAAAGGAUACACUAUGCCAUAACAAAGAGAGUGACUGAAACAACAAUAGAACUGGCUGUGCAAUAUUGCAGUUGAAUUCGAUAGCCUAGCGAUCGUUCGGCAACCCAUCGGGGCCAUAUCGGCCAUAAGUGGCUACACAAAACAUGUUUGGCUAUAUGGCCGGGACAUUACUGCAACAUUGCAUAGUGUGGCUGACAUUGUUUGCAAUGUUGCCGGGCCAUGUGUUGCAGCCAUCAAUUGCAGCAAAACAUGGCCCGUUUAGAAGCGCCAUCACAAUGAUGAAAUCAGCCUUAGUGUAACAUGUUUACUUCUAAAAUAAUAAUUUAAGAAAAAUGUGUAGAGGAUGCCUGAAAGAAAGAAAUUGAUCUUCGUUAGCCUGGUGCUAAAAUUGUGCUUCCUUAUAUUUUUUAGACUUGCAACAAUUAUUCGAUAGUCCGAAUACUUUCUAUUCGGCCAUUUUUUGAUUGUACCAAAAUAUUUAAAUAUUUUAUCAUGUCAUAUUAACUGGAGAUUUUACGGUGUCUAUUAAAAAAUAAUCAGAAUCAAAUCUUUAUUCUAACUCUUAACACAUUGAAUGCUUAAACAAUGGAUACAAAGUAAUAGCCGGAAAUCACAACUUUUUAUGACGAAUUAUGAUUAAGAUGAAUGUUUGAAAAUAUGUAUGAAUGUAUAUUAUUUAUAUCAAAACAUUUCCGAGUUGUCAGCAUAGAGGCACUUCGGGUGCCGAAUACUCGGAUCCGAGAUAGGCACCGCUACUAACCCACUCGGAUCCGAGUAAAUAGCACUUAACGUGUUAACUGAACACAUCAUAUGUGGCUCCCAUAGCAAAUACGAAACAGGGGUUUAUUUUAUUGAAUAUAAAUCAUUGGUUGAGAAAUUUAAUAGCCCUGCAGGAAGCCUAUCCAUCUGACACUCGGUUAAUGGAUGAAUAGACACGCAAAAGUGGAAUAUGUCAAGUUUGAAUGUUGUGUUGUAUGUUGUAUGAUAUAUAUAAUUAGUUACUAUGAAUCUCAUAUUAAAUAGAUCUUAUUAGGCUAAUAAACGGUUCGUAAUGGCUUCCAGUCCUAUGUAAAGAAAUCUGUGAAUUAAUUGGUAUAUAAAAUUAAAAAAAUAUGCGUCUAUGUCACUACGUACACACGUCACUAUCUAUCUAUCGAACCUUGCAGCUAUAAUAAGGAAAAUAAUGUCUUUGUUGUAAUUCUUUUUUAAUAAUUGCAAGUAUUUAUUACGUUCCUAAUGUCAGGCACUAUCUGUCGUUUCUUAUUUACCAUGCAAUGCUUUAUUGAUUGUUGUAAUGUUAUUGAAUUAGUAAUAUAUUCUAUACAUCAAUUUUAUUUAUGAUACAAAGUUAGGUUGUGUUAAUAAAUAUAUGUUUUAGAACAAA
Molecule: messenger RNA, 7233 nt
Organism: Pieris rapae (cabbage white)
Lineage: Eukaryota; Metazoa; Arthropoda; Insecta; Lepidoptera; Pieridae
Product: RAB11-binding protein RELCH
Exons: 17
Coding region: 115-3549 (1144 amino acids)
Biological process (GO): intracellular cholesterol transport
Cellular component (GO): trans-Golgi network; recycling endosome
Molecular function (GO): protein binding
Source: RefSeq, a predicted model, not a curated record